Messenger RNA from Rangifer tarandus platyrhynchus (Svalbard reindeer), 3330 nucleotides. The record is from the annotation of a GenBank genome assembly. Lineage: Eukaryota; Metazoa; Chordata; Mammalia; Artiodactyla; Cervidae.
AUGAUAGCCGUCUCUUUUAAAUGCCGUUGCCAAAUUCUGAGGCGACUUACCAAAGAUGAGAGUCCCUACACUAAAUCCGCCAGCCAGACAAAGCCGCCUGAUGGAGCAUUGGCUGUGAGGAGACAGAGCAUCCCAGAGGAAUUCAAGGGCUCCACUGUGGUUGAACUGAUGAAGAAGGAAGGCACUACCCUUGGGCUGACGGUCUCGGGCGGAAUUGACAAGGAUGGCAAACCCAGAGUGUCUAAUCUGCGGCAAGGAGGAAUCGCUGCUAGAAGUGAUCAGCUGGAUGUGGGUGACUACAUCAAAGCAGUGAAUGGCAUCAACCUGGCCAAGUUCCGCCACGAUGAGAUCAUCAGCUUGCUGAAGAAUGUUGGGGAAAGAGUGGUUCUGGAGGUGGAGUAUGAGCUGCCGCCAGUCUCUGUUCAAGGAUCGAGUGUUAUUUUCCGAACGGUGGAAGUCACGUUACACAAAGAAGGAAAUACCUUCGGUUUUGUAAUACGAGGGGGAGCACAUGACGAUAGAAAUAAAUCGCGUCCAGUUGUGAUAACUUGUGUUCGUCCAGGAGGGCCUGCUGACAGAGAGGGCACAAUCAAGCCUGGGGAUAGGUUACUCAGUGUGGAUGGAAUUCGACUUCUUGGAACCACGCAUGCGGAGGCCAUGAGUAUUCUCAAACAGUGUGGGCAAGAAGCGACGCUGCUGAUCGAAUAUGAUGUCUCGGUCAUGGAUUCUGUGGCAACAGCAUCCGGACCACUACUAGUUGAAGUUGCCAAAACUCCAGGUGCCAGCCUUGGGGUGGCCCUAACUACCUCGAUGUGCUGUAACAAACAGGUUAUUGUCAUAGACAAAAUCAAAUCUGCAAGUAUUGCUGACAGGUGUGGUGCUCUGCACGUGGGUGAUCACAUCCUGUCCAUAGACGGCACCAGCAUGGAGUACUGCACGCUCGCAGAAGCAACCCAAUUCCUGGCCAACACCACCGACCAGGUCAAGCUUGAGAUUCUUCCGCAUCAUCAGACCCGCCUGGCCCUGAAGGGACCUGACCACGUGAAAAUUCAGAGGAGCGACAGGCAACUUCCCUGGGACUCCUGGGCCAGCAACCACUGCAACCUUCACACCUACCAUCACUGUAAUUCAUACCACGCUGACCAUUGCAGAGCAGCGGCCCCGACAUUCAUGAAAGCGCCUCCUCCAAACAGCCCUCCGGCUUUGGUGUCUUCAUCCUUCUCUCCUACCUCCAUGAGUGCAUACAGCCUGAGUUCCCUGAACAUGGGGACUUUGCCUCGAAGCCUCUACUCCACUAGCCCACGUGGAACCAUGAUGAGGAGGAGACUGAAGAAGAAAGACUUCAAAAGCUCACUGUCGUUAGCCUCCAGCACCGUGGGCUUGGCUGGGCAGGUUGUUCACACAGAAACCACAGAGGUUGUGCUGACCGCGGAUCCUGUCACAGGAUUUGGGAUUCAACUGCAGGGCAGUGUGUUUGCCACAGAGACCCUCUCCUCUCCACCUCUGAUUUCCUAUAUUGAAGCUGACAGCCCAGCCGAGAGAUGUGGGGUGCUUCAGAUUGGAGACAGAGUACUGGCCAUUAAUGGAAUUCCAACUGAAGACAGCACGUUUGAGGAAGCCAAUCAGCUCCUCCGAGACUCUUCAAUCACAAGCAAGGUCACGCUGGAAAUCGAGUUUGAUGUUGCAGAGUCUGUCAUCCCCAGUAGUGGAACAUUUCACGUAAAGCUCCCUAAGAAACACAAUGUGGAACUUGGAAUAACCAUAAGUUCACCAUCCAGUAGAAAACCAGGAGACCCCCUGGUUAUAUCAGAUAUCAAGAAAGGCAGUGUGGCACACAGAACGGGAACCUUGGAACUUGGGGAUAAGUUACUAGCCAUAGAUAACAUCCGGCUGGACAACUGUUCCAUGGAAGAUGCAGUUCAGAUCCUCCAGCAGUGUGAAGACCUGGUGAAGCUCAAAAUCCGCAAAGAUGAAGAUAAUUCAGAUGAACAAGAAAGUUCCGGAGCAAUUAUUUACACUGUGGAGCUGAAGCGCUAUGGGGGGCCUCUUGGCAUCACAAUUUCAGGAACUGAAGAGCCGUUUGAUCCUAUAAUCAUUUCAAGCCUCACUAAAGGGGGAUUAGCUGAAAGAACUGGUGCGAUCCACAUAGGAGACCGAAUCCUGGCCAUCAACAGCAGCAGCUUAAAAGGGAAGCCUCUGAGUGAAGCCAUCCAUUUGUUACAGAUGGCAGGAGAGACUGUCACCCUGAAAAUUAAGAAGCAGACAGAUGCAUCAAGUCCCAAGAAAUUUCCCGUUGCCAGCCACUUGAGUGAUCUGGGAGAUGUGGAGGACCCAUCUCCAGCACAGAAGCCAAGCAAACUCAGCGACACAUACCCCUCCACCGUGCCCAGUGUGGACAGUGCUGUGGACUCAUGGGAUGGCUCUGGAAUAGAAAGCAGCUAUGGGAAUCAAGGCACUGGCUUUCAGGCCUCAGGCUACAACUUCAACACCUAUGACUGGAGAAGUCCCAAACAAAGAGGCAGCCUGUCCCCAGUCACAAAGCCCCGAAGCCAGACUUACCCCGAUGUGGGACUAAGUAACGAAGAGUGGGACCGGUCCACCGUCAGUGGUUUCACAGGGCCUCCUGACAGUACUGAGGCUGAGCAAGAGGAGAACUUCUGGUCCCAAGCGCUGGAGGAUCUGGAAACCUGUGGACAGUCCGGGAUUCUGAGAGAACUCGAGGCAACGAUCAUGUCGGGGAGCACGAUGAGUUUGAAUCACGAGGCCCCUUCAUCUCGCAGUCAGCUGGGGCGACAGGCCAGCUUCCAGGAACGGAGCAGCUCCCGGCCACACUAUAGCCAGACCACUCGCAGCAACACUCUGCCCUCGGAUGUGGGCAGGAAAUCUGUCACCCUGAGAAAAAUGAAGCAGGAAAUAAAGGAGAUCAUGUCCCCAACUCCUGUGGAGCUGCACAAGGUGACCCUGUACAAGGGCUCUGACAUGGAGGACUUCGGAUUCAGUGUAGCAGAUGGCUUGCUGGAGAAAGGAGUGUAUGUCAAAAACAUUCGCCCAGCUGGGCCAGGAGAUCUUGGUGGCCUAAAGCCCUACGACAGGCUCUUACAGGUUAAUCACGUCCGAACAAGAGACUUUGACUGCUGCCUUGUUGUACCCCUCAUAGCAGAAUCUGGUAAUAAGCUGGACCUGGUUAUUAGUAGAAACCCCCUGGCUUCACAGAAGUCCUUAGAACACACUCUACCAGGAGGAGAAUGGAGUGAACAGAACAGUGCUUUUUUCCAACAGCCGAGCCACGGUGGUAAUUUGGAGAUACGAGAACCCACUAAUACACUAUAG